CCGGGAGGAGCCCCGGCCGGUCCUCCGCGCCUCCGGAGCCGGCUGUGACAGCGGCCCCGCGCCCCAGGUCGCCGCCCAGGUCUUCGCCGGAGGAGCCGCCGCCGCAGGAUGCGCGGGGACGCGCCGCCCCGGGUGCCCCGUUCCGCGCACGCCUCUCGGGCGGCCCCGGGCUCCUGACGCGUGCUCGCCCUCCGAGCAUCCCGGGGCUACCCUCUCCGUGACCUCCGGACCCCGGACCUCGCCCCUCCGGGUGGGGGUGGGGGACCCCGGCCGGACCCGCGCCUCUCGCCCCCCGCGCGCGGCGCGCACCAUAGAUUAAUGCUUGGCGCUUGAGGAGGUGGGGGAGGAGGAGGAGGAGGCGGCGGCGGGCGCCGCGGACGCCGCUCUCGCCCGGCUGGAGACGACGCUUUUCGGCCGACAUGGGCUGCUUCUGCGCCGUCCCGGAAGAAUUUUACUGCGAAGUUUUGCUCCUGGACGAGUCCAAGCUGACCCUCACCACCCAGCAGCAGGGCAUCAAGAAGUCGACAAAAGGUUCCGUUGUCCUUGACCAUGUUUUCCGUCACAUAAACCUCGUGGAGAUAGAUUAUUUUGGGCUGCGAUACUGUGACAGAAGCCAUCAGACAGUGGCUCAUGUGGCUUCCAUUUUUGCUACCAUCUUGCAGGGUCAGGCACCGUCGGAAGCCGAGCUGAAUUACCUGCGGAUUGCCAAAUCCCUGGAGAUGUACGGUGUUGACCUCCAUCCUGUCUACGGGGAAAACAAGUCCGAGUAUUUCUUAGGAUUAACUCCGGUGGCCGUGGUUGUCUAUAAGAAUAAAAAACAAGUGGGGAAGUAUUUCUGGCCUCGGAUUACGAAGGUGCACUUCAAGGAAACCCAGUUUGAACUCAGAGUCUUGGGGAAGGAUUGUAACGAAACCUCGUUCUUUUUUGAGGCUCGAAGCAAAACUGCCUGCAAGCACCUCUGGAAGUGCAGUGUGGAGCACCACACGUUUUUCAGAAUGCCAGAAACAGAGUCGAAUUCAUUGUCAAGAAAACUCAGCAAGUUUGGGUCCAUAAGUUAUAAGCAUCGGUACAGUGGCAGGACAGCCUUGCAAAUGAGCCGAGAUCUUUCCAUCCAACUUCCCCGGCCCAAUCAGAUCGUGGUGAGAAGUCGAAGCAAGACUUACCCCAAGAGGGUAGCACAAACACAGCCAGCUGGCUCAAACAACAUAAGUCGGAUAACUGCAAACAUGGAAAAUGGGGAGAAUGAAGGAACAACUAAAAUUAUUGCACCUUCCCCAGUGAAAAGUUUUAAGAAAGCAAAGAAUGAAAACAGCCCUGACACCCAAAGAAGCAAAUCUCAUGCACCCUGGGAAGACAAUGGACCCCAGAGUGGACUCUACAACUCUUCCAGUGACCGCACCAAGUCUCCAAAGUUUCCCUGUACCCGGCAGCGUAACCUCUCGUGCGGCAGUGACAAUGACUCCACGCAGCCAAUGAGGCGAAGGAAAACUCACAACAGUGGCGAGGACUCAGAUCUAAAGCAAAGGAGGAGGUCUCGCUCACGCUGUAACACAAGCAGUGGUAGUGAGUCAGAAAAUUCUAACAGAGAACACCGGAAGAAGAGAAACAGAGUGCGACAGGAGAACGACAUGGUGGAUUCGGCGCCUCAGUGGGAAGCUGUGUUAAGAAGACAGAAGGAGAAGAACCAAGUGGAUCCAAACAACAGGCGUUCAAGACACAGAUCUCGCUCGUACGUGGGUUCUUUUCCCGCUCUCCUUCAAACUCAGGGAGCGUGACGGAGAGGCUUGUUCUCCUAAUGAGGCAUCUUUUAGACUGGGAAUAUCCAGGUUUUUCAUUUGUUGUUUUUCCCUUCUUACACGUGUGACAUUCAUUAACCACUUUUGAAGACUUAGAAAUUGGAGCUCAGGCAGA
This is a messenger RNA of Psammomys obesus (fat sand rat), 1911 nucleotides long. It is a transcript of the gene Epb41l4a, whose product is annotated as erythrocyte membrane protein band 4.1 like 4A. Gene Ontology annotation, cellular component: cytoskeleton. Lineage: Eukaryota; Metazoa; Chordata; Mammalia; Rodentia; Muridae. The record is from RefSeq and is a predicted model, not a curated record. The coding region runs from base 420 to 1775 and encodes 451 amino acids. The transcript is spliced from 16 exons.